AUGGCGACUAGCGACGAGGAAAAGGGCUCCAAAAUUGAGGUCCCCGGCUCUCCAGAGGUUGGCGACCUCGCUGGCGAUAAUGCCGAUGGUCUGCACCGUAGUCUCAAUAACCGCCAAAUCCAGCUCGUGGCCAUUGGCGGUUCCAUUGGUACUGCGCUCUUCGUCAGUAUCGGUUCCGGUCUGGCAAAAGGCGGCCCUGGCAGCUUGCUCAUUGCCUUCAUUCUCUAUCCUCUAGUUCUUGCUUGUGUUAACAAUUCAGUGGCUGAAAUGACUGUUCUCAUGCCCGUUUCUGGUGGUUUUAUCCGUCUGGCCGGCCACUGGGUUGAUGAUGCCCUUGGAUUCAUGACUGGUUGGAACUUCUUCAUCUACGAAGCUCUCUUGAUUCCCUUUGAAAUUACCGCCUUGAACCUCGUCUUGUCAUUUUGGAACGAAGAAGUCACAAAACCGGGACCUACUGCUGGCAUCUGCAUUGCCGUUAUUAUUUGCUAUGCUACACUGAAUAUUCUUGCCGUUCGGGCCUACGGCGAGGCCGAGUUUUGGCUUUCGGGAGGCAAGGUCAUUCUCCUCUUUAUGCUCUUCAUGUUUACAUUCGUGACGAUGCUUGGCGGUAACCCGUCCCACGACCGCUACGGCUUCCGACACUGGAAUAAUCCUGGCGCCUUCGCCGAGUAUCACACCAAAGGCGCCGUGGGCCGCUUCGAGGGCUUUCUCGGCGCCCUCUGGAGCGCUGGCUUUGCUGUUGUUGGUCCGGAAUACGUCUCAAUGGUUGCCGCCGAGGCCAAGCGCCCUCGAAUCUACAUCAAAACCGCAUUUAAGACGAUAUACUGGCGUUUUGGCCUCUUCUUCCUCGGAAGUGCCUUGUGUGUUGGCAUUGUGGUGCCCUGGAAUGAUCCAACGCUCCAAGCCGUUAUGAAAGGCGAGGCAGAUGGCUCCAGUGCCGCUGCCUCGCCAUAUGUUAUUGCUAUGAAGAAUAUGGGAAUUGACGUUCUGCCCCACAUUGUGAACGCCCUCAUGUUCACGUCUAUCUUCUCAGCCGGAAACACUUACACUUAUUGCGCGACUCGAUCUCUUUACGGCCUGGCUCUGGAAGGUCGUGCGCCGGCCUUCCUACGAAAGUGCUGGAGCAACGGUGUCCCAAUCUACUGCUUCUGCGUGGUCAUGUGCUUCCCUUUUCUCUCCUUCCUUCAGGUCGGCAACGGUUCAAGGAAGGUUGUCGGAUGGCUCGUCGAUCUCAUCACUGCUGGUGGUAUCAUCGAUUACUUGACCAUGUCAGUGACUUUCAUUUUCUACUACCGCGCUUGCAAGGCUCAGGGAAUUGAUCGCAAGACAAUGCCAUACUACGGGAGGUUUCAGCCAUACUGUGCCUAUAUUGCUCUAUUUUUUCAAAGUUUGGUGGUCAUCUUCUACGGAUACACGGCCUUCACUCCGUGGAGUGUUGAGAGCUUCUUCAGAAACUACACCAUGCAAAUUCUGGCUCCCAUUCUCUUCUUUGGUUGGAAGUUCUACAAGCGAACCAGCUUCGUCAAGCCGCAUGAGGCUGACUUGGUGUGGGAGCGGCCGACUAUUGACCGCUACGAGGCCAGUUUUCUGCACGAGCCUGUUGGCUUCUGGAGCGAAAUGGGUCGUCUAGUUGGCAUCAACAGAAAGAACAAAGCACACCAAAGGGAUGAAUAG
Molecule: messenger RNA, 1674 nt
Organism: Metarhizium acridum CQMa 102
Lineage: Eukaryota; Fungi; Ascomycota; Sordariomycetes; Hypocreales; Clavicipitaceae
Biological process (GO): amino acid transmembrane transport
Cellular component (GO): membrane
Molecular function (GO): amino acid transmembrane transporter activity
Source: RefSeq, a predicted model, not a curated record